AUAAUAUUGAAAUUUUAGAAAAUGGAACCAAGAGAUAGCAGCAAACAUAAGCCAAUUGACUUCAACCUCAGGACUAAGAAGAUAAUAUCUCUGGAAUGGAAUGCAGGUGGAAACCACCUGGCAUUCUAUUCCACUGACAAUGACAUCAAAGUCUGGAAUUAUGAAGAUAUUGACAUCUCCAGAGGAUACGACCUCAAGGGUCAUAGCAAGAGAGUAGGUCAAAUCUCAUGGAAGCCAGAGGAUGAUAACAUCCUUGCCUCCGUUGGACAUGACUGUACUCUGAAGCUAUGGGACCUGAGAAGUGAUUCUGUCAAGGGAGGGGGCGCCUUAAAGUCGAUUCAUAAUGAAAAGACCAAAAAUCCAAACUACGUCCUGAACUGGAACCCUUCUGGAGAAAUUAUCGCUGUUGGAAAUGAUAAGGAGCAAGUAGAUAUCUAUGACUUAAGAACUUGGAAAAUCAUCCAAAAUUUAGACUUCCAGGAGAAAAAGUGCGAGCUUAAUCAAAUAGAAUGGGACAGAACUGGGAACAUGCUGUUUAUACCAAACACUACUGGAACUGUGUAUGUUCUGGACGGAAAAAAUCCAGAAUUAGAUGCAAUGGAGGAGAUAAAUGCUCAUUUUGGAACAGUAUUUUGCAUUAGGAUUUCCCAUAACAAUGAGCUCCUAGCAACAGGAUCUGCUGAUUCGCAUCUUUGUGUAUGGGAUAUUGAUGAGCUUGCUUGACUCAGGUCUGUAACCAAGAAGGAUUCAAUAAUUGACCAAGUAUCCUUCAGCCAAGAUGAUAAAUACAUUGCCGCGUCUUGCAGAGAUGAGGUCAGGAAGGAAUCAAACAUUGAUAUCUACAAUACAAACACAGGAGAAAGAGAGUGCUGACUAGCUUUCGCUGCCAAGAAGUUUACAGUUGCUUGGCACCCAAAGGUAAAUGUUCUUGCAUUUGGAGGGGAAGGAGAGAAAGAAGGUUGCAUUUCCUUGCUGCCAUUCAACGAAAAAGUAUAA
Messenger RNA from Moneuplotes crassus, 996 nucleotides. NCBI's taxonomy places the organism in Eukaryota, Ciliophora, Spirotrichea, Euplotida, Euplotidae. The record is from the annotation of a GenBank genome assembly.